AAUAUGUUUUGAAAAGCGGCGCGUUUGAAUGUUUUGAAUUUUACUACGUGAAUGUUUGUGAUCCAUAUAUGACUGAACUUUUAUUCAAUCAGUAGGCCACGACUGCCUAACUCAUCGCUAACUAAGGCUACCAAUAACAAAUAAUUCUUGCAAGAUGAAUACAGAAAAUCGUGUUCUCACAGAUGCUACUGCUAGUUCCCAGCAAAGAUCGAUUCCCAGACCGAGUCGGCUAAGACCCCCAGGCUCAGGCUCGCGGAUCAAACCUCCGGGGUCAGGUAUGAGACCCCCUGGGACAGGUAUAAAACCUCCCAGUGCAGGAGAAAGACCACCGAUAUAUGGCCUAGUAAAAGGAAAACCUCAAUCAGCGGGCAUCAAGCGGUCUGUCUCCACAUCGUGUCUUGCUGAGAACCGAUCAAAUGACUCACACAAGCGACAGAGGGUUGGUUCACCACCCGGAACAAAGCACGGUACAGGAAGACCAGCCCCACAGACUAGACACACUUCUAUGAAAGCAACCGUAAGGGCUACCGCACCCACGGCAGGCAAACCUCCAUCAGGCAGGCUGGCAUCAACAGCACCACCUGCUAACAUGGGACCUUCAGCACCAGGAGGCAAAAGCAAGCGUGCUGCCUGGGACUUAAAGGGUCGAUUGCUAGACAUGGAGGCAGUUUUGAAUGCUAAUACAUCUCGGCUCGUGGUGCUGGAGUCGACAAACAUACAACUGGAAGGAACGGUGAAGGAAAAGGAGAUCGUCUCGACAGAGAUCAGUCUGGAGGCCGAGGGACUGCGAAAGAAGCUGAAAAAAGCUGAGACGGAACUGGAAAGUAUUCAGCACAACUACAAGUCUCUCCAGCACAAAUUUCACACGUCAGAGGAAGAGAGGGAGAGUGCUCAAGCGCAGGCCACGAGUCUGCGCUCCUCUGUGACCCAGUUGACUGCUGCACAGGCCGGCAUAUCUGUUGAACUACAGGCCACAAAGAUGGGCUUCGAGCAGAAAGUAAGUGAGAGCCAGAAGCUGCAGGCGGAGAUCGCCGAGCUUCGGAAGCUGCUAGCCGAGCGAGAAGCCACGGUCCGCGCCGGCGAGCAGAAGAUUCGAGAGGAUGAGGCCGUGCGCAGAGCGCUUCACAACACGAUACAGGAGCUAAAGGGAAAUAUUCGCGUGAUUUGUCGCGUCAGGCCAUUGCUGCCCUUCGAGAACAGCAACGGCGAAGACUCGGAAAUCCAUCACAUAAACUUCCCCAGGGGGGACGCCACUAAGCUAGAACUCGAGAAGCUGAUCGAUGGCAACCCUAACGAGAGCACGAUGAGCACAGCGAGCACUCGAGGAGGAGGCAAAUAUCAGUUCCUAUUUGACAAAGUCUUCACUCCGGCGUCCAGCCAGCAAGAGGUCUUUGACGAGAUUUCCCAGUUGGUGCAGUCUGCUCUGGACGGGUACAACGUGUGCAUCUUCGCGUACGGGCAGACGGGCUCCGGCAAGACGUACACGAUGGAGGGACCCGACCACCCGGACGACACCAGCGUGGGCAUGAUUCCCCGCGCCGUCAUGCAGGUGUUCCGUUCAGCCAAGGCGCUGCAGGACAAGGGCUGGCAGUACGACAUGUCGGCGUCAUUCAUGGAGAUCUACAACGAGUCGCUGCGGGAUCUGCUGAGCGCAGACGGCAAGGAGCAGAAGCACGACAUCCGACUGAAGAAAGCCGACAACGACGUCGAAGUGUCGAACAUGAUCGUCGUCAACGUCGCGGGAGAGGCGGAGGUGUACAAGCUGUUGAAGAUGGCAUCACGCAACAGAGUGGUAGCUGCCACAAAUUGCAACGAACGCUCUUCGCGCAGUCACUCUGUGUUCCGCAUGCGGCUGAUCGGCAAGAAUAGCCUGACCGACGAGAGCUGUAACGGUGUACCUCCCUGGCCCCAGCUGAGACGACUAAAGGAGAGCGGGUCAGAGGGUAAGCGACUGGAGGAGACGAAGAAUAUCAACAAGAGCCUCAGCACGCUAGGUCAGGUCAUCCUCGCCCUUGCUAACAAGGACACACAUGUGCCAUACAGGAACUCAAAGUUGACCUUCCUGCUGCAAAACUCACUCGGUGGCAACUCAAAAACACUCAUGUUUGUCAACGUGUCGCCCAAGGAGGAGCAUUUCAACGAGACUCUGAAUUCACUCAGGUUUGCCACGAAGGUGAAUAACUGCAAUAUUGGAACUGCCAGGAAGAAAGUGUGAUUUUGCAGCAGUUACUGGACACAUCGAGACUCACGAACAUGUAUAUUUUGGCAGACUGCAAAGUCUGUGUGUACGCUAUGCAACAAGCCAAGAAAUGCCAGCCAUGGUCGGAUAUGUGCAAUUCGCACAGACGAAUGGCUGCAAAAUUAAAGUCGCAUAUUGAUCCUUUGCUGUUAUGAGACUCAUCGUUUUGUAAAACACGUUAUUUAAAGGUUGCAGUUCAUGUCUCUCACGCUUGACUAUAUAUAUAUGUUUUCUAGUGUGUAGUAGGAUGUUUUCCCGCAGUUAGCAGCAUUUACGUAUUCAGUCUAUAUGACCAUUUUAAUUACUAGGUUGGCCACUCAAACUGGAGGUGCUUGGUACGCUAGUCUUUUAUACGUUUCUUUACACUGUGCUGUAAUGUGUGUUAUCUGUAGUGGAUUGGUUUUUAGUUCGUGUGCAUAUAUUAUGGAAGAUGAUUGCAGUGGUGACGUUAGAUCUUGUAUUGGAAAUGUGGAAAAUUAUCGCUGUGUAUUUCCCUUCCCUUCAGUUAUUACGCUUUUUAAGAUUUUCUCUGUCUACCCAGAUUUAUAUGUAUACUUGGAAACGAGCUGUUAAAAUGGCUGUGAAGUUCGUCAACAUUUUCUUCUUCCCCUGCUUAGAAUUUGGUGAAUAUUAUUAUUAAUUAUAGAUCUGUGGCUGAUUGUUGCACGAGGAUGAGUUUUGUUGGACGUCAAUUAUUGUGACAACGUUAAAACGGUAUGAUUUUGUAAAACAAUAAUUGAAACUGAUUCUCAAACCAGAAGUGUUACACAUUUCUAUGAAUGCCAAGAAAAUAAAUCCAUUCUUUUCCAUAGUCAA
Molecule: messenger RNA, 3055 nt
Organism: Priapulus caudatus
Lineage: Eukaryota; Metazoa; Priapulida; Priapulimorpha; Priapulimorphida; Priapulidae
Product: carboxy-terminal kinesin 2-like
Exons: 16
Coding region: 155-2215 (686 amino acids)
Biological process (GO): microtubule-based movement
Molecular function (GO): ATP binding; microtubule motor activity; microtubule binding
Source: RefSeq, a predicted model, not a curated record